AGAUAACGAGGUGCAUGGAGUGCCAUUCAUCUUCCUGAUAGUUUUGUGCAAGGGGCGAGGAGCCUCUGACAUUAAAGUGUGAGAGGAACUGGCCGUUCAAGACGAGUGUGAGCCCCUGAACCUUGUAAGCAACAGCAGUAACGCCGGCGUCCACGUCUGAGGAGAAGGGAAUGAAACCGGAUGGGGUUACCAUGGAAACCACGGAGCCCACUGAAGCUGCAGCAGUAGCAGAGCCCUCCUCAUCGCAGGAGGACACAUUGGAGCAGGCCCCGUCGCAACCAGAGGAAGCUGCAAAGGAUGCAGCACCCAGAGCUGCUCCAAAGGCCAACAGCAAGCCAGUAGCAGCAGACCCCAAAACCAAACCAAAAGCUAUUGCAACUAAAACACAGCCUACAGCUGCGUCUGGAGGAGCCUCUGGAUCCAACUCACGGCCAGGUACUGGCUCUCACCGCACGCUGAAUGACGUUAAAUCCUCCAACAAUGCUUCUGCAGCUGCAGUCAAGAAAACGGCAACAACAAAAUCAGCAGCGGGGGCCGUACCUAAAAGACCAAUGGGUGUAGCAGCAGUUUCUUCCACGGUUAAGAACCAAACUAGAGUGCCUGACAAGAAGCCUAUUGGAGCGGCCAGGACUACCUCUGUUACUGCCACAGUAACAAAUGGUACCAAACCAACAACAGUGAAUGGCACUGCUAAGAAAAGACCAGGGGCUGAGACUGUUAAUGUAGCUAGACCCAAAACUACAGCUACUACCAGCAGACCAACAGCAUCCACUGCCCCAAAACCCAGCACUUCGACCACAGCAAAAGCUGGUGCUGCUGCCGUUUCAAAGACCACCAGACCUGCUACAGUUCCCUCAGCAUCUCGACCUGCAGCCACCACAUCCAGGCCCACCACAGCUACAACCAAGCCCUCCAUCACUGCAACUGCCAAACCUGCUGCUUCUAGAGUUACCACAGCAUCCUCUACUGGCAGGACCACAGCAGCACAGCCUCCCAAAACUGCUGCUGCUAAGAAAGAUGUCAGUCGACCAGCUUCUGCUGCAGUCGCUAAGAAACCUACAACAACUACAACAUCCACUGCUUCCAGAAAACCGGAACCCUCUAAACCCACAGCCACCGUAAAGCUCAGCUCUGCCUCCAAAUGGUCCACAACAACAAAGGCAGCAGACCCCAAAGUGUCACAGGCAAAAACUCAACCACUUGCGAAAUCUACUCCUACAAAGAAACCUGUAGCUGCUGUUCGGUUCCCUGCCCUUAACAAACCGCCCCUUGGUCGAACCCCACCUGCCUCUCCAGCCAACAAACCUGCAAACAGCGCCACAUCUCUGGCAAAACGUGGCACCAAACCCACUCAGGCUGUCUCACCUUUCACUGCAGCAAAGAAGACGGGGGUUACAAAUACUACCACACCUGCUUCAAGAGCACAGAGUGCUGCUGGGGCUGCUGGUGCAGCGGUAGCAGCGGUAGCAGCAGCGACUGUGCUCGCAGAAAGACAAACGGAAGCUACAGUGUCCUUACCGCAAGGAUCAUCCCUUGCUGCAUCUGCACCAGAGCAGUUCCCUCCCCCAGUCUUGGCCCAGGAUACCACUCCGGAGGUGGUACCUCAAAUGACUGCUCAAAGCCAUGCAGCCGCUUCCUCUCCUCCACAAAGCCCUGUCAGGACAGCCUUACCACAGACCUCUUCAUCCCAGGAGCAGUUAGAAAGCAGCACUCCCUCCUUAACAGCGCAGGAGCAGACCCCUGCCCCAGCUGAGCCUACAUUACCAACAGUGGCCUCGCCUCCUCACCUCUCUGAGGAGCCUGUUUACCUGUUGACUGACCAAACCCCCUCCACAUCUGAAGCCCUCCCGGCCUCAGCAAAUGCUAUUCCUCAGAUGGUUCCUCCAACCAAUCUAAAUGACGAGGAGGACGAAGAGGAGAGGGAGGGAAGCCAGCUGGUUUCUGUGUCUGAAAUGAGUGGAACCACACAGCCCACGGAGGAGUCUCGUCCUGGAUCGGCGGGACCAGUGGGAGGGUCUGCUUGGAGGGCCGGUGGCGCCUUGCUUCCCUGAGCUGGACUCUGAGGAUGUAAGC
Molecule: messenger RNA, 2073 nt
Organism: Morone saxatilis (striped sea-bass)
Lineage: Eukaryota; Metazoa; Chordata; Actinopteri; Moronidae
Product: mucin-5AC-like
Exons: 5
Coding region: 171-2051 (626 amino acids)
Source: RefSeq, a predicted model, not a curated record